Cladocopium goreaui is the source of this 1959-nucleotide messenger RNA. The record is from the annotation of a GenBank genome assembly. Lineage: Eukaryota; Dinophyceae; Suessiales; Symbiodiniaceae.
CUUUUCGUCGCAUGUCAUGUGCUGCUGGCGGGCGUUCGAACGUUCACAUUUUGAACCGCAGCCAAAUUGCUCGGAGCGGCCGUGUGACCAUUGACUUUGCACCGGCCCCGUGGCAGGCACACCUACCCGGUAUUGUAAGGAACAUUACGUUUGCUUCAAGAACUUAGAGAAUGCCGUCAGCUUCUGCCAUUGCUGUUUGGAGCACUGCUCUCGUGACCUCAGAGGCAGUGGUCGAUCGAUUACCUGUCGAUCGAUUUUCUACCAAUGCCAUUUGCAGGCAACACAACUGCAUCAACCCCAUCUUUCCGGGGCUUCAAGAUCUAGAGAAGCUCCAGGCAGCAGAUUGGACAUGUCCCGAUCCAGAAAGUAAACCUGCCCUCCAGUUCUGUGGUGGCGCCGUUCAACAUCGAGUGGCGCUAAUGCACACGGAUAGCGAAACUGUGAAAAAGCAGGAGGAGAUGGCCUCCACAGCGUAUUUCUACCACCUGUCUGGGAUGAAGAAGGAUCCUUGGGACAGCAGGCAGCCUGAAGCGCACGGCGAUGCUUGCGUGCAGGCAGUUUGGCGGAUGGUAUGCUCCACUUAUUUGCCGAAGGCUCCAGUCCACUGCAAGAAGGGUGAGAAGAUUCCAUACCUCAUACCCUGCCAAAGCGAGUGCAGGGGCUAUUUGGAUGCCUGCAAUGUCGAGUGCUGCGACGAGAGUGUGCAAUGCACUCCAGAGAAGGGCGUGCACUUCGAGAAACCUUUUAGCAACUUCACAGGGUACUCCACUGCAACGGCACCUUCGGCCGAAUGCACUGGGAACAGCGCUAGAAGAUCUGCAGGACCAUCUGUUCUGCUUUUGUUUGGCAUCCUGAGCUACUUCAGCUCUGCUGUUGAACUGACCCCUUCUGGUGGUCGAUCCAAGCUGCUCUUAGUGCUGGCGUUGGCCGCCAUGAACUUGCAAGGCUGCGACAUCAUGGUCAGCCAUUCAUCCGGUACAUGGGAGAUGAGGCCCAAUUACAUGCUUUCUUUUUCGGUGAAGAACACCCAGGUCGAGGGAGAUUCUGGCAUAACGACAGCCACGACCGGCGGAAUGCGCAUAGUGACCAAGUCCUCCAUCAACUCCUGUAGCCUUCCAGAGCUGGACGACUCGCAGAAGUGCAACGGGCAUGGCGAGUGCAAGGAGUUUGCCGCAGGACUCUCCUUUUGCCAGUGCGCCACUGGCUGGACGGAUCCAGAGUGCCGAACCGGGCGCAAAUCGCAGCGUUCAGCUUUCCUGCUUUCUCUUUUCACAGGCUUCCUGGGCUUGGACCGUUUCUAUCUGGGAGAGCUCUCUGCUGGAACCUUGAAGCUGGCCACCCUGGGUGGCUUUGGAAUCUGGUGGCUUUGGGACAUCAUGUGGAUUGGUUCAGCGCCGAUCUACACCAGGCAACACGGACGUUUGGCUGCAGAUCUGCCGCAUCACAUCUUCGUCAUUUUGGCUGUCAUUUGGGUGGCCUUGAUGGGCUAUUUCAUCUUCGGAGUGGUGGGCGCCAUGUGGCACGAGAGUCGAAUUCUGCACCGUGCCCUGCUGAAGGUGGAGCAGAUCCACCAUCACCUGGCCAAGCAACGGCUGACUCAAAACGAGGACAUGGAGGGAAUGCCGACAAAGGCAACGAUCCGCGUGGCGGCGCCGCUGACUGGGCCACGUGACUUCUACGGUUCUAUGGCGCAGACGGCUCCAGAGGUGAAAUUGGCAGCCUACAAAAAUGAGAUGUCGCCCUUCUUUCUUUAUGCCAAAGCUUCGGAACAGCCGCAGGUCAAGAACUCAGGAGUCUUCCAGCGACCUGCGGGAUCUCCAUAAAAUGAGGUAUCCUCUACAUAGUUGGUACUGGCUCAUGCGUUGGAAAACAGCUUGAAGACUCUGGCAUUUUGCGCACUUGCUGGCUGCCUGUCGUUCCUUCCAAACGCAUGGCCUACAAUGUCUGACCAAAAGUCUG